Molecule: messenger RNA, 3927 nt
Organism: Pleuronectes platessa (European plaice)
Lineage: Eukaryota; Metazoa; Chordata; Actinopteri; Pleuronectiformes; Pleuronectidae
Gene: ap5z1
Product: adaptor related protein complex 5 subunit zeta 1
Exons: 19
Coding region: 220-2673 (817 amino acids)
Cellular component (GO): AP-5 adaptor complex
Source: RefSeq, a predicted model, not a curated record
UGAAUGCAGGAAGAUUAUCCAAACUUUUCUCCUACCGCUGAAUAACUUUUAAACCUUCAUAUCUACAGAGUGAAGUCAUCAGAGAAGCAAACAGCAAACAAAUGCAGCGAACUCGGAACUAAAAGUCGCAUCACGUGAGUUGCAGUCAGGACACCAUUGGGGAGCGGACUGUUUACCUUCCGCUGCAGUCCGGUCUAACCGAGUAAAUGUCCUCGAAAGAUGUUCUCUCACGGUUCAGAGAGUUUGAUCAAACAAGCGAGGGAGAUUCAGGAGCCGGAGCUGCAGAAGUUCUACAGCAGGUUAGUGAAGCUCCUCCAGGGGAAGGAGUUCGGUCAUGAGACGAUGGACUCCCUGCAGCGGCUGCACCUCAUCCUCUCUGCCACCAAGUGCACCAGGACGUUGCCCGUGGAGCUACACAGGAGGCUGUUAUCUCUCCUCUCUUCACCAGUGGAGCAGCUUCAGGUGCUGAGCUCAGCUGUGCUCAGAGAGACACUGCCCCUCUCUGGCCAGGAACUGAACUACAACGAGGAGAACAUUCAGCUGAACAGCCAUUCCGCCGCCCUGCUGCUCUCACAGGCUGGAUCCAGAGCCGAUCUGUCAUCUCUGUGCGCUCAGCUCCUUCGCAGCCUGGACAGUCGUCAACCCGAGGGUCCGACUCAUUCGCUCACACACACGUUGCCCGUCCUCAACGCCGUCCUCACACACAGCCCCGAGAGCCUCAAUGACGAUAACGUCACCCUACUGAGUAAAAAGCUUGUCGAUUGGCUGCGUUAUGCGAGCAUCAUACAGGGAGGCGGAGCUUCUGCAGGUGGAUUUUUCACAGGACCCAGGUCGCGACAGCCAGUGCCGACAGCAGAGCUGGACGGGACGGUGUCGGGGGAUUUCUUCACUGUGCUGUGUGUGGGCCAAGGCUUCACUGAGGACCAGUGGAUGAACGUUUACUCCUUUUCCAUGCUGCAUCACUGGCUUCUCACCUACCACUCUGCUCCCAGUGGCAACACCUUCACAGAUAAUGCAAACAGGCUACAGCUCAGCUUCUCUCUCUCCCACUCCUUCUCUAAUGAUGACCGGUCGGAGGUGGACGGCUCAGUGGUGUCCAUGGUGUCGGCAACUUCCUCCUCGAGCCGGCUGCUGCCUCCCAAGGAGCGUCUGAGGGAGAAGGCGUUCCAGUACUGCUUACGCCUCAUCGAGCAGAGCGAUCGCAAGGCACUAAAGCGAACAGACACAGAGCUGCAGAAAGCGUGUUUGGUGGAGGCCGUGUGUAUCCUGGACUGUGUGUGUGUUGAGGACACGUCACUGGUCUACCGAACGUUUCCGUGUGUGAAGGCCCUGUUCGGUCGUCUCAGCUCGGACCUGACGUUUGCCAGAGUCCUGCUGCCCAUAGCCCAGUUCUACCUCAACCAUGGUGAGAUGGCGGCGGUGGACUGUGAGAGCCUGUGGAAGCUGGUGUUUGGCCGGUUCCCCGCCGAGCUCUUCAACGAUCCCUUCCUGGCACAUGAGCUUCUUCGCUUCCUGCGGCUGAACCUCGAGAGCCUGGUGCUGCGAGUCCCUCAGUAUCCUCGCUCAUUCCCGAACCUGCUGAAGUUUUUAGCCUGGGACAGCCCAGCAGUGGUGGAUGACUUUGUGGAUCUGCUGCCCUCUCUGGUCACAGCUGAAACUGCAGUGGAGCUGCUCCACACGCUGCUCGACCUGCCCUGUCUCUCUGCCACGCUGGUUUUGCAACUCAGGUCGACGAGCUCGCCCAUCUCCGAGCCGGGUGGACGUGGGCUCCUGUCACUGGAGGCCUUCAGGAGCCCAGCGUUCAGAGGCCUUUUUCUCUACCUGCUUCGACCAGAGGCAGGAUCAGGGGACACGAUCGACCGACUGAGCACCCUCCAUGAGUUCCUCGCUGAGUCGGCUGAUUGGCCGAGGGUUGUUCAGUGUUCCCAGACGGUCCCGGUGCUGCUGCACAUUUUUUUCAACACCGUCAUCACGGUGGCCGACCAGAAGCUUUUGGCCCAUUUGAUCCUGGUGAUGCUGGAGAGAAGCAGCCUCCUGCUCAACCUCCCCACAUACGGGAAGGAGAUCCACAGGGUGUUCAGCUGCCACCUGCUGAGGCUGUGCAAGCUCCACCCCUCUCUGGUAGUGGACCAGUCUCAUGUGUUGCUGGAGUUUGCUGGAACCACAGCCAGCGUGUACAGCAAAGAAGAAAUCUACACACACGUGGUGUGGGCGCUGGGAGAGUACCUCUCUGUGUCCUGCGACAGUCGCUGCUCCGUGACGCUCAUCACUUCCUGUUUUGAGACGUUGGAGGCGGUGCUGUUUGAAAUAACCUCAUCGACCCCGCCCCCUGGAGCUUCUUGCCCCGCCCCCAGAGUCAUCACCACUCUCAUCAGUGCUCUCGCUAAGCUGGCGUCACGCUCUCAUGACCUCAUCCCCAGGGUUUCUCUGUUCCUCUCCAAGCUAAGAACCGUGACCAGAGCAGGUUCAGUGGCCUGGUGCGCCGACGAGGAGGACCUGGUGGCCAUCGUGACGAGGGGGGAGGAGCUGUGGUCGCUGCUGAGGACCCCCGGUGUGGCUCAGAGUGUCCUGACCCCGCCCCCACAUGUCACCACACCGCAGUGGCACCGAGACACCAACUUGUCCAUGUCACUGCAACUUCGAACCCUCACCAGCCUCACACACACACAGUGACACGCAAACACACACACAGUGACACGCAAACACACACACAGUGACACACACACAUGGUGACACACAAACGAACCCACAGUGACACACACACAAACCCACAGUGACAAACCAACACACAACACACAUCUCAGCAACUGGAUUUACAUCAAAUGUGCAUCUCCGUGAUAGUUGUUUGAUUUUUCUUUUGCACAUUACUUUUGUAAAUAAAUGAGAAUAUUGAAUUGAAACUUAAGGUCAUGAAUCGUAUCAACAAAUCACACAGAUUCUUACUGUGAAAUAUCAUUAUUCUUUUUAUUACAGUGAUUUCACAGACUUAACAUUUUACAAAAUAGAUCAUCUGAUUUCAAAAAUAAAAUCCUGAGUAAGUGCUCUGAUAAAACAGAUUCUGCUGAACUACUAGAGUUUAGGGAAGACCUGAAAAGUGUGAUCUAUACAUUGCUGGAAGAAGUAUAAAAAUAGUAGAAAUUUGCAUAUAUGUAUUUAUAUAUAUAAUCUACAUAUAUUGAAUCCCCAUGUGUUAAUUCAUGGAUUUCUUCUUGAAUCGUCCCGGCUGUCGAUAGAACAGAGCACGAAGAUAAUCAGUUAAAGAAUCCUGCUGAUCAUAGUCCUCUAAAAACAAUCGAUGCAAACAGCCUCACAGAUCUGUUGAACUAUCAUUUGACCCAGAACACAUUUGUCAGAGUUACAGUAGCGCUCUGAUUUCUUAGAUCCUUCAAAUCACAUUACAGUAAAACCAUGAGAACAGAUUUUGUACGGUUCACAAUCAAAUUUUAAAUCACAACGGGUCUGUUUAUCGUGUUUUAAUUGUAUUCUCUCGUCAGGUUGGUUCAUAUUAAUGUGUCCAUCAGAUAAUACUUGGUGACAGCAGUUUAAAUUAGCCUGUGACAAUCAAAGACCAGUGGCUGUAAAGAUGUUGGCCUCACAGUUUUGAUUUCUAAAUGCUCUCAAGAGGCAAAUGCAAUAAUUCGGUCUUCAAAACUGAAACUGUAAACUUUGACUUUGAAGUUUAUUGGCUGACUACGUUUUAAUAUUUUGAAGAUGUGCAAAACUAGGUUAGAGGAAAUAAAAAUCAGUGCAACUGUGUCACUGGAUUCCUCUGCUUACAUCUGGCUCCUAGCACCGCUGUUAAGGAAUGUGUGUCUGGUCAGUUUUGGCACAAGUUUACAAGCCGAGGCGUUUUUGUCAAGGAACAGUUUAACAUUUACUUCCUUUCCUGUAAAAGUGGUCCUUGUGAUUAAAAGAAUUUAAUCUGAA